Labrus mixtus (cuckoo wrasse) is the source of this 8376-nucleotide messenger RNA. RefSeq names its product chromodomain helicase DNA binding protein 3 (gene chd3). The record is from RefSeq and is a predicted model, not a curated record. Gene Ontology annotation, cellular component: chromatin; NuRD complex; nucleus. Gene Ontology annotation, biological process: chromatin remodeling; negative regulation of transcription by RNA polymerase II. The transcript has 40 exons. Gene Ontology annotation, molecular function: DNA binding; ATP-dependent chromatin remodeler activity; histone binding. Lineage: Eukaryota; Metazoa; Chordata; Actinopteri; Labriformes; Labridae. The coding region runs from base 279 to 6530 and encodes 2083 amino acids.
GGAGAGAUAGGGAAAGGAGGAGGGGGGUGCGCUCUGAAAUAAUAUAGUCAGCCAUUUUUUAUGUAAGGGGAUUUUUUCUUAUUGGGGGGGUUGUUAAAAAAUAAAUAUAAGAGGGCGGCCAUCUUUGUAGCUCUGCCUAGUGUAAAAUAUUUCAAAACGCCCCCCACUUUUUUUCCUGUGCCGAUUUGAAUAUUAAAUAAAUAUCACACAUUCGAGCAAGAAACCGCUUCUUUUUUUUUUUUUGCAUACAAGGACGGGAGCCAAAUGACAGGAAUAUAAUGUCCUCUCCUCUCCGGUCCUGUGAGGAAGACGAGGGCAUGGUGGUUAAUUCCGAGGGAGGAGAUUUUGAUGAAGAAGACGACGACGGAGACGGGAACGCAAGCGACAUAAACUCGCCGGCGGCGCCUCGGGAAACUGCAACAGCAGCAGCAGCAGCCGCGCCAGAAGAAGAACCAGAGAUAUCAGACAGAGAGGUCCCAAUCCGGAAGAAAGGGCGACCGAAGAAGAAGAAGGACACAAAGAAGAAAGACAAAGAAGGGAAACCAGUGAAAGCGAAAAAACGCAAGAAGAUUGACAGUGAUGUAGAGAGAGACUCAGACAGAGAACGGGACUACGGUGAGAACUCAGACAGCGUAGCGAGCGACUAUGGCUCCGGGGAGAAAAAGAAGAAGAAGAAACAUAAAGAAAGGAAAGAGAAGAAAACCAAGAAGAAGAAGAAAGACGAUGGGGACAGAGACAGCAGUCAGGAGGAGACAACAAAGCAACCAAUAGAGCAGAAGACCUCGGCUCAGCUGGCGAAGGAGUGGGGUCUAGAGGAUGUUGAUCAUACCUUCACAGAGGAGGACUACAGGGAACUCACCAACUACAAAGCCUUCAGUCAGUUCAUGAGGCCAAUGAUAGCCAAGAAGAACCCUAAAAUCCCCAUGUCCAAGAUGAUGACCAUCCUGGGGGCCAAGUGGAGGGAGUUCAGCUCCAACAACCCCUUCAAAGGCAACGCCGCCGCGGUCGCUGCCGCCGCCGCCGCCGCUGCUAUCGCUGUCGCUGAGCAGGUCUCUGCGGCGACGGCCUCGCCUGAGCCACCACCACAGCUACCGCCACCGCCAAUCAGAAAGGCAAAGACAAAAGAGGGAAAAGGCCCUGGCUAUAAGAAGCGUAGUAAAAGUCCUCGAGUUCCAGACAAGAAGAAGGCUUUGGCUGUAGCAAAGGCUAAAAAGAUGGCACCCAUUAGGAUCAAACUGUCGCCUAUUGGUGCCAAGAGGAAGAAAAGUUGCUCAAGCGAGGACAUGGACGAAGACGAGUCGGAGCAGGAGGACUCUAGCGUUCACAGCUCCUCGGUUCGCUCCGACAGCUCCGGCAGGGUCAAGAAGAACAAACGAGGGCGGCCAGCAAAGAAGAAGAAGAAAAAUGUCUCGCUGCCUCCAGUCCCAGGUGAGGAGGAGGGCGACGGCUACGAGACGGAUCAUCAGGACUACUGUGAGGUGUGUCAGCAGGGCGGAGAGAUCAUUCUGUGUGACACUUGUCCUCGAGCUUACCACCUUGUCUGCCUGGAGCCCGAGCUGGACAAAGCCCCUGAGGGCAAGUGGAGCUGCCCGCACUGUGAAAAGGAGGGAAUCCAGUGGGAAGCGAAAGACGAGGACUUUGAGGAUUACGAGGAGGACAGCGAGGACCGAGUGAUAUCAGAGGUCUGUGCGGGGCUCCCUAGCGGUGCAGGGGCCGAGGAGGAGGAUGACGACCACAUGGAGUUCUGUCGGGUGUGUAAAGACGGAGGAGAACUACUGUGCUGCGACACCUGUACCUCCUCUUAUCACAUCCACUGUCUGAACCCGCCGCUGCCGGAGAUCCCCAACGGAGAGUGGCUGUGUCCACGAUGCACGUGCCCGCCAAUCAAAGGUCGGGUCCAGAAAAUCCUCCACUGGCGAUGGGGCGAGCCUCCGCCUCCCAUUCCUGUCCCCCCCGCCCCUGACGCCCCACCCGACGCUCCUCUGCCGCCUCCAAUGAAGGGCCGGGCCGAGAGGGAGUUCUUCGUCAAGUUAGCCGCGCAGUCGUUCUGGCACUGCACCUGGAUCACCGAGCUGCAGCUGGAGAUCUUCCACUCUGUGAUGUACAGAAACUACCAGAGGAAGACGGACAUGGACGAGCCGCCCAGCCUGGACUACGGCUCGGGCGCAGAGGAUGAGAACGGAGUGGGGAAGAGCGAGAAGAGGAGGGCCAAGGACCCCCAAUACGCCAUCAUGGAGGACAAGUACUACAGAUACGGCAUCAAGCCGGAGUGGAUGAUGAUCCACCGCAUCAUAAACCACAGUGUGGAUAAGAAGGGAACGUACCAUUACCUGGUUAAAUGGAGAGACCUGACAUACGACCAGUGCACCUGGGAGAGAGAUGACCUGGAAAUCCCUGACUUUGGGAUUUAUAAGGGCAACUACUGGAGACACAGAGACACGAUAAUGAAGGAGGAUCCGGACAAACCGAGGAAGAUGAGGAGCAGGAACCAGGAGGAGGGAGAGGAGGAGGAGUCUCCGGCCUCACCAGUCACUGAUCCGACAAUAAAAUACGAGGAGCAGCCGGACUUUGUGACAUCAACAGGUGGGACGCUGCACCUGUACCAGCUGGAGGGUCUGAACUGGCUCAGGUUUUCCUGGGCUCAGGGUACAGACACCAUCUUGGCUGACGAGAUGGGACUUGGCAAGACCAUCCAAACCAUUGUCUUUCUGUACUCGCUCUUCAAAGAGGGUCACACUAAGGGUCCGUUCUUGGUCAGCGCUCCGCUCUCCACCAUUAUCAACUGGGAGAGGGAGUUUGAGAUGUGGGCGCCUGACUUCUAUGUGCUGACGUACACAGGAGACAAGGACAGCAGAGCCAUCAUCAGAGAGAACGAGUUUUCCUUCGAUGACACGGCAGUCAAAGGAGGGAAGAAGGCCUUCAAACUGAGGAGAGAGGCCACAAUCAAGUUCCACGUGCUGCUGACCUCCUAUGAGUUGGUGACAAUCGACCAGACGGCGCUGAAGUCCAUUGACUGGGCUUGUCUGGUUGUGGACGAGGCUCACCGCCUUAAGAACAAUCAGUCCAAGUUCUUCAGGCGCCUGAACGAUUAUAAGAUUGACCACAAACUGCUGCUGACAGGAACUCCUCUGCAGAACAAUCUGGAGGAGCUUUUUCACCUGCUCAACUUCCUCACACCCAACCGCUUCAAUAACCUUGAGGGCUUCCUGGAAGAGUUUGCAGACAUCUCCAAAGAGGACCAGAUCAAGAAGCUGCACGACCUGCUGGGGCCUCACAUGCUGCGGAGACUGAAGGCCGACGUGUUCAAAAACAUGCCGGCAAAGACCGAGCUGAUCGUCAGAGUUGAGCUGAGCCCCAUGCAGAAGAAAUACUACAAGCUGAUUCUGACAAAGAAUUUUGAGGCUCUGAACUCAAAAGGUGGAGGAAACCAGGUCUCCUUGCUCAACAUCAUGAUGGACCUAAAGAAGUGCUGCAACCACCCCUACCUCUUCCCCGUUGCCUCCAUAGAAGCUCAAAAAAAUCCCAAUGGAGCUUACGAGGGCUCUGCACUCACAAAGGCGUCGGGGAAACUGACGCUGUUGCAGAAGAUGCUGAGGAAACUGAAAGACCAGGGGCACCGAGUGCUUGUCUUCUCCCAGAUGACUAAGAUGUUGGACUUGCUGGAGGAUUUCCUGGACCAUGAAGGUUAUAAGUAUGAACGAAUUGAUGGCGGAGUCACGGGAGCGCUGAGACAGGAAGCUAUCGACCGCUUCAAUGCUCCUGGUGCUUGCCAAUUCUGUUUCCUGCUCUCCACUAGAGCCGGAGGUUUGGGCAUUAACUUGGCCACCGCCGACACGGUCGUAAUCUUCGACUCUGACUGGAACCCUCACAACGACAUCCAGGCGUUCAGCCGCGCCCACAGGAUAGGGCAGGCCAACAAGGUGAUGAUUUACCGCUUUGUGACGCGGGCUAGCGUGGAGGAGAGGAUCACGCAGGUGGCCAAGAGGAAGAUGAUGCUGACCCACCUGGUGGUCCGGCCAGGUCUGGGAUCCAAAGCCGGCUCCAUGAGCAAACAGGAGCUGGAUGACAUCCUCAAGUUUGGAACAGAGGAGCUCUUCAAGGACGAAGUAGAAGGUAUGAAGAACAGUUCAGGGGACAAAGUCGAGGAUGAAGGCAGCGUGAUCCACUACGACAGCGUCGCGAUUGAGAGGCUGCUGGACCGAAGCCAAGACGACUCGGACGACUCGGACGUCCAAAACAUGAACGAGUACCUCAGCUCCUUUAAGGUGGCCCAGUACAUGGUCCGAGAAGAGGACAAGAUCGAGGAGAUCGAGCGAGAGAUCAUCAAACAGGAGGAGAACGUGGAUCCAGAUUAUUGGGAGAAACUGUUGCGGCAUCACUAUGAGCAGCAACAAGAGGACCUGGCAAGCAAACUGGGGAAAGGGAAGAGAAAUCGCAAACCUGUCAACUACAACGAUGCUGCACAGGAGGACCAAGAGUGGCAUGCUGACAUUUCAGAUAACCAGUCCGAGUAUUCAGUGGGCUCUGAGGAGGAGGAUGAGGACUUUGACGAUCGGCCAGAGGGUCGAAGGCAGUCUCGUCGCCAGUUGAGGAAUGAGAGAGACAAACCUCUGCCUCCUCUCCUGGCCAGAGUUGGAGGAAACCUUGAGGUUUUAGGUUUUAACACCAGACAGAGAAAGGCUUUCCUGAACGCUGUGAUGCGCUGGGGGAUGCCAUCUCAGGACGCCUUCUCCUCUCAGUGGCUUGUCAGAGACCUCAGAGGAAAGACGGAGAAAGAAUUCAAGGCUUACGUGUCCCUCUUUAUGCGUCACUUGUGCGAACCAGUGGCCGAUGGCGCGGAGACAUUCGCAGACGGUGUUCCAAGGGAGGGCUUGUGUCGCCAGCCGGUCCUCACCCGCAUCGGCGUGAUGUCACUCGUCAAGAAAAAGAUUCAGGAGUUUGAGCACAUCAAUGGCCGCUGGAGUCUUCCUGAGCUCAAACCUGAGGUCAGCAUAGAUAAGACCUCUUCCAGGGCCUCCUCUCCUGCUGUGAAGACCGCCACGCCCACCCCUGACGCCAGCUACAACAACACACCGUGCACCUCCAAGCCAGCGACCCCUGCUACCUCAGAUAAGCUGGAGAAGAACGGAAAGGAGGGAGAAAAGGAGGAUGAGAAAGAGGAAGGCGAGGCGAUGUCUGAGAGAGAGAAAAGGAUGGAAAAAGAGAAGGACGAGGGGAAAGAGGAGGACAGCAAAAAUACCACAGAAGCUGAAGAGCUUUCAUCUUCAACAAAAGAGGCGUUAAAAACAUCAUCCCCUGGUCAGAAAACCGAAGGCAAAGAAGAGACCCACCUAAAGGAGGAGGAGAAGAAACAAACCGAUGACUCCGCUGCUGCUGCUACAACAAAGGAGAGUAAAGAAGAAUCAACGCAAGACACAGACGUUAAAGAAGAGAAAUCAGCAGGAGAAAAGUCCGUGGAGGAGAAGGAAAACGACAAAGAAAAGCAAGAGGAGAUACAGACGGCAGCAGGAGCGACAGAUGCUAAGGAUAAGAGCGACGGCGCUGACGUAAAAAAAGAGGACGUUAAAGGUGAAAAGGAUGCCGGGAAAGAGGUGAAGGCCGCGAAGGAGGAGGCGCCAAUUUUCACCAAGGGGAACGGGAGGCCGCCGAUUGAGCGACCUCGCUUCAUGUUCAACAUUGCAGAUGGCGGCUUCACCGAGCUGCACACUCUAUGGCAGAACGAGGAGCGCGCUGCCAUCUCCUCGGGGAAGAUGAACGAGAUCUGGCACCGCCGACACGACUUCUGGCUACUGGCGGGAAUCGUGAUUCACGGCUACGCCCGGUGGCAGGACAUCCAGAAUGAACCUCAGUUCGCCAUUGUCAAUGAGCCUUUCAAGUCGCAGGCAAAUAAAGGCAACUUCUUGGAGAUGAAGAACAAGUUCCUGGCUCGACGAUUCAAGCUGUUGGAGCAGGCACUGGUGAUCGAGGAGCAGCUACGACGGGCGGCCUACCUGAACAUGACCCAGGACCCGAGCCACCCGGCCAUGGCGCUGAAUGCUCGCUUUGCUGAGGUGGAGUGUCUCGCCGAGUCGCACCAGCACCUCAGCAAGGAGUCGCUGGCGGGGAACAAGCCGGCCAACGCUGUCCUGCACAAAGUGCUGAACCAGCUGGAGGAGCUGCUGAGUGACAUGAAGGCUGAUGUCACCCGGCUACCGGCCACGCUGUCCCGAGUCCCGCCCAUCGCCGCCCGUCUCCAAAUGUCCGAGAGGAGCAUCCUCAGUCGACUGGCCAGCAAGGGCACUGAGACGCACACACCCCCGCCCAUUCCUCCAGGACCCUACGCAACCCCUCAGAACUACGGAGCCCCCUUCACCCCAGCACCCCCCAGUGCCCUACAUAUGGGAGGGGCCAACUACACUCAGAUGCCACCUGGAUCCUUCAUAUCAGUGUUGAACGGACCUCCCAUGUCUGUGAAGAAGGAGCGGGAAGCGGAGCUGCUGAUCAACCGGCGGGAGCAGCGCAUGGGAGAGGUCAUCUGCAUCGACGACUAGACCACACACACAUAAACUGAAACCCGUCUGCUGCGAACACAUCUUCUCAAGUUCUCAAACUUCACUCUCUGCUGACUGGUACUCCAUGAAAAGCUACAAUCUCACACGUACACACAAACAUUAUACACACACGCGUACCCCCUGCAGUACAUAGUCUCAUAACUUCUUGUGACCUUUUCUCGUCUGCCUCAAACCAUUAUACUCCUCAUACACGGCCUCCUAACACAGGCCUCCUCCUCCUCCUCCUCCUCUUCCUCUUCCUCUUGGGAUGUUUCUAACCUCGUCUACACACACUUUACACACACACCACCUCAGUCCUAAAAAACCUUUAGAUCUCUCAAUACACCAUGUAACCCCCCCCUCCUCCCCCUCCUCCCCCCCCUCCUCCUCCUCCAAUCUUGACAGGAAGCUGCAUGUGAAAAUCAUUUCUCCCUCUGCACUCCAUCCCCUGAAGCAUGCUCUAAUCACAAUAACGCUGAACGUGGAAAGGAAGGGAGAAAAAAAAGAAAAAAAAGAAAAGAAGAAGCUGUGCCUAAUGUUGACUAUUUGGAAUUCUCAAACAAAUACUGGACCUGUGGUCUUUCAGUCUUUGCAACUUUGCGGCUCCAGCUUUUUGUGUUCAUUCAAAUAAACACAUGCAGCAAGUCGUGAUAAUAAUAAUAAUAAUAUUCAGGAAUUGUUCGACCACGUUAAGUAUUUCCCGCCAUCCCCUCCCCACUUCUACGUUCGAGUAUAUGUACAGAGCUUUGAGGUAUUUUUUGGGGGGUUUAGUUCCAAGAAAGGGCCUCGCGCUAUUUUUUGAGGAACCUCCUAUGAAUGUUUAUAACCUUUCAUAAGCAAGUCAGUGUUAUUAAAACGGAUCGAUCAACCCGAACACUCCUUCUCUCUUCUCUCUUUAUCAACCUUUUUCCUUUUUUUUUUCUUUCCAAUUUUUUUUUUUUCUUUCUACAAAAAACCCUGUGAUAUACUUUGCAUAUUUAAACCGCUCAUCCGUGUUCUCUUUGUUUCUACUCUGGCAGUUAUGAGUAUUGUUGUCGUUGAUGUUGCUGUUGUUCUCGCUAUUGCUAUUUGAGACAGAGCUUCUACCAAAAGAGACUUUUUUUUUGUAUGUAUGACACACAAUGCACCUGUUUGGUCUAUAACUGCGAAAGAACACAAACAAAGAAAUUGAGCUAACUUCAGAGGUAGAUAUAUCACUACUUCUCUUCGCUUGUGUUUUAGAUUUGGGGCUUGCAAAUGACAUAUUCAUGUAUAGAAAAUAGGCCAUAUGUAACCCUAGAUGCUUCCCUAAGCAAAAAAAAAAAAAAAAUGCAUUCUACCUAAACUAAGUGAACAUCCGUGGUUAUUAAUCGCCGAAAUCAAAGGCUGGAAAUCCAUUUUAUAAACCGCAUCAUUAAUAAACGCCUUAAUAAACAUUGCUGAGGAAAGAAAUGUAAAAUCACAAACCUGAUUGAAGACCCUGAUGUCAACUGUAAAUUGUAGCUUUAAGUUCAAGGUAAAAAAAACAUAGGAGUUAAUUUAUUCCCUAAAUCCCAGGCAUAACGCUAAUCUUUCCUGGAAGUAAUCAGUUCAUUUUCUAAAUUACGUUUCAUACACAAGUUUUGCAACCCCUGAACUAAAACAUUGUGUAAAAAAAAUAAAAAAACAAGCAUUUAGGUAAUUUUUCCCACUUUUUCUUUGUCCUCUCUUCAGAUUUUUGUGUUUAUUUCUGGGUAUCUUGUGUCACCGUGUAUGUAGUGGUGCCUAUCAAAUGAGUGGCAGUUAAAACAUGUCAAUGAUGACGCAACUCCUUUUUGUCUUUCUUUUUUUUUUUUGUUUAUAAUAAAACUGAUUGAAAUCAUAAAAA